Molecule: messenger RNA, 1806 nt
Organism: Botrytis deweyae
Lineage: Eukaryota; Fungi; Ascomycota; Leotiomycetes; Helotiales; Sclerotiniaceae
Exons: 3
Coding region: 1-1806 (601 amino acids)
Source: RefSeq, a predicted model, not a curated record
AUGUUUCGUGGAGGAUUACCAUCAUAUCCAUAUCUGCGGCCACCUUCGCCUGGGCCUCGAUCUCAUCGGAAAAGAGUAUCGGUGAACACCUCAUCAAGCCAGACAUCGUCCCCUUCUUCAUCUACACAUGCUGCCGGUGUCGAAAAGAAACCCAUACCUCCGGAGAAAUUCCAAAGUGCUCUGAAGCUAUAUAGCGAGUUUCGGAUGAAAGAAGGAUUGGCGCAACGAUCCCCGGACCCAAACGCGACAUCGCCAAGUAGCAUUGUGUCAUUUGGUGCUCCUGGACCUCUCACCAAUGCCUCUCGGUCAUCUCAAUCUAAAACUGUACAUUCGUUUGAUGCAGCCCCUUCGGAUUGGUCUUCGGUGAUAUCAUUCGAUACCAGCAGUCAGCAUUCGGUCAAAUCUGGAGCAAAGAAUAAAGCAAUCUCUUAUAAAGGCAAAGCAGUAUCACAACGGAAAAGGAAAAGGUUCCCCCCUGUGCCUAAAGCCGAAACGGCCUUAAUUCGACAUUUAGGGGCUUGCGGGAAAUGUAGAGGUCGUAAUGUCAAAUGUCCCUUAGAACAUCACGAUAUCGAAAGUCUAGACCGUGCCCUACAAUCAAGUCCUAGCAAACAAGAAUUCGACUCACAGUGCUACAACUCGACUUCCCCUAUGAACGAGUCUCAAAAUGCAAAAACCCCUUCUGGACAAGCUACACCAGUCAAUUCGCAAGUACAAUAUGAACUGCAGGGUAUCGGUGAGAAGUUUGAUGUCGCGCCCGACAUAUCCCUCGAUCACGAUUUGAUCCUUUCGCCCAUUAUUGAUCUGGAGACCAGCCAAAGCCAAAGUGAAAACGGCUUAUCGACCUCCAUAAGUCUUGAGACCCGUGUUGCGAACCACUAUUCCCCCUUCCGACAUGGUGGUCAAUUUCCUCUUGGCGUUUGGGAUUGUUCGACUUAUAAAUGUUACUUUCUUGAUGGCGAAUGUCGGCACUCCUUCGUUGAUGAAGAAUCUUUACAGGCACAUUUUGAGGACAGCCACUUCGAGUUUACCCGCAUUGAUCCUUGUCUUAGAUUGAUUUGCACUGAAUGCUUUUGUGUGACCACCUCUCACUCUUGCGGCUGUGGUGGCACAGUGAAAUUGUUCAUCUGUGGGAAUUACAUACCAACUGGACAUUAUCCUUCCGAACCGUCGCCUAGAACAUCCUAUUCCUAUACUGGAUUAAACAUACCCACAAUACUUUCAGACGAUUCUUAUACAAAUACAGCUUUUGGACAAGGGCUUGGCUUUCAUACCAACGGGACUCAGAACUUCGGCAGUAACGCUAACAGCAUCUUUUAUGGCGAUGGCAGUAAUAUGUACCCAAGCCCCAAUUCCUCCACGUAUGGUUCCUACAAUUAUGAUUCUACACAACCCGGUGGGAAUCGAUAUAAUGGAUAUGCAUGGGCGCUGACUCUGGGAGCAAAGAAGGCUACUGAAACUCCUGUACCCUAUUGCGUGAUGAACUUCAGACAAACUUCGAGGCAUCAAAAGAUAUUAGUAUAUGUAUUACUUUCCUUGAUACUUAUCUUCACUGGCUUUCAACUCUUCCCCUGGAUUAUAUCUACCGUCUCGAAAAUCGAUCAGUUUCUACCUAGUAUCCCAACUCUAGGAUUCAUAGGAUUUCUGAUAUCUUUUGCUACAAGUUGGGCUACGAGACAUGUUCAUUCUUCUCGCAAAGCUAAGCAAUGCAAAAUGCGUCGAUGCCCCCUUCAUACUCUUACACCCCUCAACCCCCAAUACGGCCAAAGAGUAAUUCCUGUCUUGAUACAUGCGAGUGUUUCAUGA